Messenger RNA from Drosophila navojoa, 3348 nucleotides. RefSeq names its product Cytochrome P450 9h1. The record is from RefSeq and is a predicted model, not a curated record. Gene Ontology annotation, molecular function: monooxygenase activity; oxidoreductase activity, acting on paired donors, with incorporation or reduction of molecular oxygen; heme binding. Lineage: Eukaryota; Metazoa; Arthropoda; Insecta; Diptera; Drosophilidae.
GUUAUAGACGAACUUUGGAUGCAACCAGUUCGAGAUGGUUUUGAUAAUCGUCACCUUUUUGCUGGUACUGCUGGUGCUGCUCUACAAAUAUGCCAUGGAUCCAUAUAAGACCUUCGAGGAGCGUGGCGUGGCGCAUGGCAAACCGAGACCCUUACUGGGGAAUUUAAGUGUGCGUGUUUUACUGGGACGUAAAUCGUUUCUGAAGCAUCUCAUCGAACAGAACAUCGCGUUGAGGCAUCACAAGAUCUACGGCUUUUACAAUCUGCGCGAACCAUUCUUUAUAUUACAUGAUGUGGAGCUGAUCAAACGUGUGGGCAUCCAGGACUUUGAGCAUUUCAUCAAUCAUCGGCCAAUGAUACCCGAGACGGGUGAAACAAUCUUCUCGAAGAGUCUGAACGGACUGAAGGACGACAAGUGGAGGGAAAUGCGUAAUACGCUAACUCCAUCCUUUACGGGCAGCAAAUUGAAGGCGAUGUUCGAGCUGAUCAACGAGUGCAGUGUGGAGGGUGGACGUUAUUUAGAAGCCGAGCUACUUAAGAGCAACAAGCGAGAGAUCGACCUGGAAAUGAAGGAUUAUUUUGGAAGAUUUGCCAACGAUGUUAUUGCAUCGGCAGCGUUUGGCAUCAAGGUCAAUUCGUUUGUGGAUAAAAAUAAUCAGUUCUAUACGCUAGCCAACUCCGUGAUGCAUUUCUCGUUUCUAUCCCUAAUCAAGGUUAUACUGUAUGGCAUUAUGCCGAGGGUUAUGAAGGCCUUGCGCGUCAAACUCUUCAAUGGCAAGAAAAUCGAUUACUUUUGUAGUAUCGUUUUCGAUGCCAUGAAAUAUCGCAGAGAACAUAACAUAAUACGACCCGAUAUGAUCCAUUUGCUUUUGGAGGCCAAGCGGCAAUUUCAACAGAAUGAAACAGUGGACAGCUCUACGGAACGCGCAGAGUUCAACGAUGAGGAUCUGUUGGCGCAGUGUUUGCUGUUCUUCUUCGUGGGCUUCGAGGUGAUGUCGACUAGCCUCUGCUUUCUCACCUAUGAGCUCUGUCGCAAUCCGGACGUACAGGCGAAACUGUAUGAGGAGAUUUCAGCCGUGGAGCAGGAGCUGCAGGGUCAGCCGCUCAGCUACAAUAUGUUGGCCAAGAUGAAGUAUCUGGAUUUGGUCAUAUGCGAAGCGCUGCGUAUGUGGCCGCCUGCGUUCAGCUUGGAUCGGAUGUGCGGCAAAGAUAUCGAUAUGUACGAUGAGAAUCAGGAACUGUUGGCCAAGUUUCGAAAGGGCGACAUUAUUCAAAUACCGAUUAUAGCGCUGCAUCGCGAUCCUCACAAUUUUCCAGAGCCAGAAGUCUUCAAGCCGGAACGCUUUUUGGAUGAGAACAGGGCGAACAUAAAACCCUUUACGUAUUUACCUUUCGGCGUGGGACCACGCAGUUGCAUAGGCAAUCGCAUGGCUUUAAUGGAAAUCAAAUCCAUCAUCUAUCAUUUGGUUAGCAAAUUUGAAUUGUUGCCAACUGAGAAAACGGUCAAGAAUAUGCUGGAGAGCCUCAAGGGUUUUCAUAUGCAGCCCAAGGAAAAGUUUUGGCUGAAAUUGGUGCCCAGAAAAUUGGACUAUAGAAGCAAAAUGUUUUUGAUUGUCGGCACGCUCGUGAUCGUAUUGUGCGCAUUACUCUACAAAUGGUCAGUGGCCAAGUACCAGACGUUCGAGCAGCGGGGCAUACCCCACGAAAAGCCCACUCCGCUGCUGGGUAAUAUGCGCUUCAAGGAGCUAUUCGGCCUAUCUCCGCAUUUGGUCAGGCAAAUCGAACAGUAUCAGCAAUUCAAAGACUCCAAAGUCUAUGGCGCAUACUUUUUACGUGAUCCGAUAUUUGUGUUGCGCGAUCUGGAGCUUAUCAAGAGUGUGGGCGUUAAGCAGUUCGAUCAUUUCGUCAAUCAUUCAGGAUCCGAGCAGUUCCAGACGCUGCUGUCGAAGAGUCUGGUGCAGUUGAAAGAUCGCGAAUGGCGCGAUAUGCGCAGUAUAUUAUCGCCCACAUUCACGGGCAUCAAAAUGCGUGCGAUGUACGAACUGAUUAAUGCGUGCAGUGAGGUGGGCGUGGCCUACAUUGAGGAUCAGCUGAAGAGCGCCAAUGGCAAUGGCAUCGAGCUGGAGAUGAAGGAUUAUUUCACGCGUUUCACCAACGACGUCAUCGCCUCCGCUGCCUUUGGCAUCAAGGUCAACUCGUUCGAGGAGCAGAAUAACAAAUUCUUUCAGCUCGGACAAACUGUGACCACAAUUACCGCUGCCACAAUGCUGAAGGCGUUGCUGUUUACGUUUAUGCCCAAGUUGAUGAAGUCCCUAGGCCUUAGCAUUCUGGAUGAAAAGAUGAUCAAUUACUUUAGAUCUCUGGUAUUUGAUGCCAUUAAGUUUCGUGUGAAGAAUUCAAUAAUACGACCCGAUAUGAUACACUUGCUAAUGGAAGCACAGCGCAAGGUUAACGAAUCGGAGGAGUCUAAUAAAAAAUUCACAGAUGAUGAUUUGUUGGCUCAGUGCUUGCUCUUCUUCUUUGCGGGCUUUGAGACGGUGUCCACCUGCCUGUGCUUUGUCACCUAUGAGUUGUGCAUGAAUCCGGCGGUGCAACAGCAGCUCUAUGAAGAGAUUUUGGAUGUGGAGCAGCAGCUGCAGGGAAAACCCCUCGAUUACGAUAGUCUAAUGCAUAUGAAGUAUAUGGAUAUGGUCGUAUCGGAAGCAUUGCGCAAAUGGCCGCCGGCACCGCAAACGGAUCGUGCUUGCAACGCAGAUAUCGAUUUACGGGAUGAGAACAAUGAGAUUGUCAUCUCACUGAAAAAGGGUGACCGUGUAUUCAUACCCAUUGCGGGCUUGCACUACGAUCCGGAGUAUUUUCCCGAUCCCGAAGAGUUUCGACCGGAACGCUUUGCCGAGCAAAAUAAAGAAGAUAUUAAACCAUUUACAUAUAUGCCAUUCGGUGUUGGGCCACGCAGUUGCAUCGGCAAUCGCAUGGCUCUAAUGGAGGUCAAAUCAAUCAUAUAUCAUCAGCUGCUCAAGUUCGAAUUGUUGCCGUGUAAAAAAACAACAUUAGAUAUGAUGAACAACAUCAUGGGCUUCCAAAUGGCGCCCAAGGAUAAAUUUUGGCUUAAAUAUGUGGCCAGAAAGAAUGAAACAGUUAACUGAAUGCGAUAUAAAAUUGAUGAAUUAAAAGUUGGAUUAAUUUAAAUUUUGCAGCAUAACAAAUUUUUUUUUAAGCAAAUAGUUGCUGCACUUUAAGCUAAUUAUUCAUUUUCCAUUCUAAUUAAAAGUUUGUCUGGCGCCACACGUUGAAUGCAUUUCAUUAAUCAGCGAACAGGAAAUUACACUAAAUACUCUCUCGUGCUUUA